AUGGGAGAUUGUAUCCUGGAAAGCAAUGACUCUGAAAUGGAUUUAGGGGUCAUUGUGGACAAGCAACUCAAAAUGAGCUCCCCGUCUGAUGCUGUGGCAAAAAAGGCUAAUGAAAUCUUUGGAUGUAUAAACAAGGGAAGUGAUUUUACCUCUGUGUACAGCAUUGCAGAGAGCACAAGACCAGGAUCAGAAGAGCAGGUCCCUCUGUAUGAAGAAUUUAUUUACUGUUGUGGAGCUGCUACUCAGGUCUUAAAGUGUGGGCCCUGGAAAAACCUCUUGGAAACUGAAAGUAAAACUCUCCCCAGGCUCUUAUUUCUGAUUAUUCCAGGUAACCCAGGACUGGCAGGCUAUUACAGGACCUUCAUACGGGCAUUAUACCAUGGACUAAACCGGCGGUAUCCAGUUUGGGUUGUGAGCCAUGCUGGGCACUGCAAGCCCCCUAAUGGCAUGGGAAUGACAGAAGACACGGAUAUUAAAGAACUAGAGGAUGUCUUUGGACUUCACGGACAAAUUGAGCACAAGUUGGACUUCCUCAGAAAGAACGUGCCAAAAGAUAUGAAGCUUGUGCUGAUUGGUCAUUCAAUCGGUUGCUACAUCACCCUUGAAAUGAUGAAGAGGGCAUCAGAACUUCAGGUUCUCCGCUCUGUGCUGCUGUUUCCAACAAUAGAACGCAUGGCUCAGUCCCCGCAAGGCAAGCUCCUGACACCUGUGCUGUGCAAGCUUCGGUACAUUCUGUACAUGCCAGUCUACCUGCUGUCAUUUCUCCCGGAAAGAGUCAAAACUUCCAUGGUGCAAUUUGUGCUGCGAGGAUUGAAAUAUCCUGAUGAAGCUUCAAUAGUUACCUCCCUAAAUCUCUUCAGUGUGGAUUGUGUUGCGAAUGUCCUGUAUAUGGCAAGUCAAGAAAUGAUGAAGGUUGUGGAGCGAGACAGUACAACUAUAAAACAAAAUUUAAAGAAGCUGAUUUUUUAUUAUGGAGUUGCAGACAACUGGUGCCCACAACAGUAUUUUGAAGAGAUCAAGAUGGAUUUUCCGGAUGGGGACAUUCGGCUCUGUGAGAAGGGAAUCCGCCAUGCUUUUGUCCUAGAUGCCAGCAGAGAGGUGGCGGCGAUGAUCACAGACUGGUUACAAGACAUUCUGACCAGAUUAUAA
Messenger RNA from Emys orbicularis (European pond turtle), 1149 nucleotides. It is a transcript of the gene LDAH, whose product is annotated as lipid droplet associated hydrolase. Gene Ontology annotation, biological process: lipid storage. Bases 1 to 1149 code for a protein of 382 amino acids. The record is from RefSeq and is a predicted model, not a curated record. Gene Ontology annotation, cellular component: lipid droplet. Gene Ontology annotation, molecular function: lipase activity. The transcript has 7 exons. NCBI's taxonomy places the organism in Eukaryota, Metazoa, Chordata, Testudines, Emydidae.